Messenger RNA from Suillus clintonianus, 705 nucleotides. RefSeq lists its product as uncharacterized. The record is from RefSeq and is a predicted model, not a curated record. The transcript is spliced from 2 exons. The annotation marks the transcript as partial. NCBI's taxonomy places the organism in Eukaryota, Fungi, Basidiomycota, Agaricomycetes, Boletales, Suillaceae.
AGAGUGUCCAUCUCCAUUUCCUGGACUUACUCUCGUCUUUUUAUUACAUCGUCCAAUUCAACUUGAGGUUAAGCAGCUUCCAAGACACAGAAACUCAUAGUUCCCUGUAUCAAACAAUGCCACAAACCGAGAAUUACAAAAGCCUCCUGCGCAAUAGCAUCCACUUCCCAACAUUCAGCGACCUUCCGGAUGAGAAUGAAGUCCCUUCCACCUACUACGAAGAGGGUCCACCAUCCACAUUUUCACCCAUACAGCACUGGUGCUUCCUCGGCGAGAUUGUCGCCUCGAUCGGUCUGACCCGCGUCCUAUUGCGGGUAAAGGAUAAAGAUGGUCAGGUCAUUACCAUCGGGCUGCACACAGAUGACCGCGGACGGCCGCUCGUUCCGCAAAUCAAGGAAGGUCACACAGUUGCUGUACUGUAUGGUCAACAACAUGGCUUCCUAGACAUGAGCGUCGGCAUACGCGUCGAAGAAGACGGCCUUCUCAAAAUCAUACCAUGCUCGCUCGACCAACUUCUGAAGGCAAGUGAUGUGGUUGCACUGCGCAAGGAUCAGUCAGGAUGCUGUGGGUAUUGUGGUAAAGAGGAGAACACCUCUGACAGUACGCCCUUGCUCUUGUGUUCCCGCUGCAAACAAGCAUCAUAUUGCGGGGAGGUGAGCGUUGAUGAUGUUUUUUCCAAUUCAAGAUGCGUGUCUGACUCGAGCC